AGAGGCCGCCGGUCUCGCUCACGCGGCGGCAGCAUGACGGACCCCACGGCCGGCGUGGGCCGCUUCAAGGCCAACUAUGCCAUCGAGCGCAAGAUCGAACCUUUCUACAAAGGCGGGAAAGUGCAGCUGGACCAGGCCGGACAGCACCUCUUCUGUGUCUGUGGCACCAGAGUCAACAUCCUGGGUGUGGAGUCAGGGGCCCUGCUGCAGAGCCUGGAGCAGGAGGACCAGGAGGACAUCACCGCUUUUGAACUGAGCCCCGAUGACCAGGUGCUGGUGACUGCCAGCCGCGCGCUGCUGCUGGCGCAGUGGGCCUGGCGUGAGGGUGCCGUCACCCGCCUGUGGAAAGCCAUACACACAGCCCCAGUGGCCACCAUGGCUUUCGACCCCACCUCCACACUGAUCGCCACAGGCGGCUGUGACGGGGCCGUGCGCGUCUGGGACGUUGUGCAGCACCACGGGACACACUACUUCCGGGGCUCCCCCGGAGUUGUGCACCUGGUGGCCUUCCACCCGGACACCGCACGCCUGCUGCUCUUCUCCGCCGCUUCGGAUGCUGCCAUCCGCGUGUGGUCACUGCAGGAGCGCUCCUGCCUGGCCGUGCUGACUGCCCACUACAGUGCUGUCACCUCGCUCACCUUUACUGCGGAUGGCCACACCAUGCUCAGCUCAGGCCGGGACAAGAUCUGCAUCCUCUGGGACCUGCAGAACCGGGAGGCCGUGAAGACAGUGCCUGUGUUUGAGGGUGUGGAGGCUGCGGUGCUGUUGCCCGAGGAGCCGGCUCCAGAGCUCGGUGUCCAGUCCACCGGCCUGCACUUCUUGACAGCGGGCGACCAAGGGGCGCUGCGCGUGUGGGAGGCGGCCUCCGGGCGCUGUGUGUACGUGCAGCCGCCGCCGCCGGGCCCUGGCCGGGAGCUCACCCACUGUGCCUUGGCCCGCGCGGCCGGCACCCUCCUCUGCGCCACCGCGGACCACAACCUGCUGCUCUACGAGGCGCGCACCCUGCGGCUGCAGAAGCAGUUUGCGGGCUACAGCGAGGAGGUGAUGGACGUCCGGUUCCUGGGACCCGGGGACUCCCACGUCGUCGUGGCCUCCAACAGCCCGUGCCUGAAAGUGUUCGAGUUGGAGACGUCGGCCUGCCAGAUCCUGCACGGCCACACAGACACGGUUCUGGCUCUGGACGUGUUCCGCAGGGGGCGGCUCUUCGCCAGUUGCGCCAAGGACCAGAGCGUUCGCGUCUGGAGGCUGAGCAGGGCUGGGCAGGUGGUCUGUGUGGCUCGGGGCUCUGGGCACGCGCACAGCGUGGGCGCCAUCUGCUGCUCCAGGCUGAAGGAGUCCUUCCUGGUGACCGGCAGCCAGGACUGCACCGUGAAGCUGUGGCCGCUCCCGGCAGACCUGCUGUCCGCGAGCACAGCCCCGGACGCGGGCCCUGUCGUCCUCCAGGCCCAGGCCACUCAGCGCUGCCACGACAAGGACAUCAACAGUGUGGCCGUCGCCCCCAAUGACAAGCUGCUGGCCACAGCCUCGCAGGACCGCACCGCCAAGCUCUGGGCCCUGCCUCAGUGUCAGCUGCUGGGCGUCUUCUCAGGCCACCGGCGUGGCCUCUGGUGUGUCCAGUUCUCCCCCAUGGACCAGGUGUUGGCCACAGCCUCGGCUGACGGCACCAUCAAGCUCUGGGCGCUGCAGGACUUCAGCUGCCUGAAGACAUUCGAGGGGCACGACACGUCUGUGCUGAAGGUGGCCUUUGUGAGCCGUGGCACGCAGCUGCUGUCCAGCGGCUCCGACGGGCUGGUGAAGCUCUGGACCAUCAAGAGCAACGCGUGCGUGCGGACGCUGGACGCCCACGAGGACAAGGUCUGGGGGCUGCACUGCAGCCGGCGGGAUGACCGUGCCCUCACUGGGGCCAGCGACUCCUGUGUCAUCCUCUGGAAGGACGUGACUGAGGCGGAGCAGGCGGAGCAGCAGGCCAGGCUGGAGGAGCAGGUGGUCAAACAGCAAGAACUGAGCAACCUGCUGCACGAGGGGCGCUACCUGCAGGCGCUGGGCCUGGCCAUCUCCCUGGACCGGCCCCACACCGUCCUGACCGUCGUCCAAGCCAUCCGGCGGGCGCCUGAGGCCUGCGAGAAGCUGGAGGACCGCGAGGCGCUGGGCCGCCACAGCUGGGCUGUCCUGCACACCCUGGCCGCCUACUACCCCGACCUGCCCACGCCCGAGCAGCAGCGGGACAUGGCCCAGUUCAUACAUUUAUUUUCCAAGUUUUACCCGUGCGAGGAGUGCGCGGAAGACCUCAGGAAGCGGAUACACAGGAACCAGCCGGACACGCGCACGCGCGCGGGCCUCGCCCAGUGGCUCUGCCGCCUGCACAACGAGGUGAACCGCAAGCUGGGCAAGCCGGCCUUCGACUGCGCGCGGGUGGACGAGCGCUGGCGGGACGGCUGGGAGGACGGCUCCUGCGGCUAGGCGGGGCGGCCUGGGGGGCGGGCGCUCAUUAAAGUGCAGAGCCAGCCCGGCGUCUCGUUGGGGGCCCUUCUCAGCCCUGGACACUGGGGGCGCCCAGUGGUCUCCCGAAGGAGGCCGCAGUCGCCCCCCGGCACCCCCCUCCCCAGCUGGCAGGUCCUGGGUCCAGCUGGCCCCUGUCCUGCCCCUCCAGCCUGGCCAUUGCCUCCCGGGCUUCGGGCAGCAGCGGUGGGCAGCCCCGGGGGAGGCUGCACUGGGGUGUGACCCGGGACUGGCCCUGGCUGGCCGACUUCCUCCUGGGGAGACCUGGCAGGGCUUCCUCUGAGGGCGCCAGACUUGAGGGACUCUUCGUGGGACCAGCUUCUUCGGAGCCUCAGACCAGAUUAAAUGCUGGACAAGCACUGAG
Messenger RNA from Condylura cristata (star-nosed mole), 2863 nucleotides. RefSeq names its product transducin beta-like protein 3. NCBI's taxonomy places the organism in Eukaryota, Metazoa, Chordata, Mammalia, Eulipotyphla, Talpidae. Gene Ontology annotation, molecular function: U3 snoRNA binding; thiol oxidase activity; protein binding. The record is from RefSeq and is a predicted model, not a curated record. The coding region runs from base 34 to 2460 and encodes 808 amino acids. Gene Ontology annotation, cellular component: 90S preribosome; nucleolus; small-subunit processome. Gene Ontology annotation, biological process: endonucleolytic cleavage to generate mature 5'-end of SSU-rRNA from (SSU-rRNA, 5.8S rRNA, LSU-rRNA); endonucleolytic cleavage in 5'-ETS of tricistronic rRNA transcript (SSU-rRNA, 5.8S rRNA, LSU-rRNA). The transcript is spliced from 22 exons.